AUGGGUAAGAAAUUUUUAUUUACUUCUGAAUCUGUCGGUGAAGGUCAUCCAGAUAAGAUCUGUGAUCAAGUUUCCGAUGCUGUCUUAGAUGCUUGUUUGGAACAAGAUCCUCAUUCAAGAGUCGCUUGUGAAACCGCUGCCAAGACCGGUAUGAUCAUGGUUUUCGGUGAAAUCACCACAAAAGCUCACAUUGACUACCAAAAGGUCGUCAGAGAAACUAUCAAGAAAAUCGGUUACGAUGACUCUGAAAAAGGUUUCGAUUACAAGACUUGUAACGUCUUAGUCGCUAUCGAACAACAAUCCCCAGAUAUCGCUCAAGGUGUUCACGAACAAAAAGCUAUCGAAGAUAUCGGUGCCGGUGACCAAGGUAUUAUGUUCGGUUACGCUACCGAUGAAACCCCAGAAGGUCUACCAUUAACCAUUCUUUUGGCUCAUAAAUUGAACAUGGCCAUGGCCGACGCCAGAAGAGACGGUUCUCUUCCAUGGUUGAGACCAGACACCAAGACUCAAGUCACCGUUGAAUAUGAAGAAGAAAACGGUAGAUGGAUCCCAUUGAGAAUCGAUACCAUCGUUGUCUCUGCCCAACAUGCUGAAGAAAUCUCCACUGAAGAUUUAAGAAGUGAAAUCAAAUCUAAGAUCGUCGAAAAAGUUAUCCCAUCCAACAUGUUAGAUGAAAACACAAAAUAUUUCAUUCAACCUUCCGGUAGAUUCGUUAUCGGUGGUCCACAGGGUGAUGCUGGUUUAACCGGUAGAAAGAUUAUUGUCGACGCUUACGGUGGUGCUUCCGCUGUCGGUGGUGGUGCUUUCUCCGGUAAGGAUUACUCCAAGGUCGACCGUUCCGCUGCUUACGCUGCUAGAUGGGUCGCUAAAUCUUUACUUGCCGCUGGUUUAUGUAAGAGAGUUGAAGUCCAAUUCUCUUACGCUAUCGGUAUUGCUGAACCAUUAUCUAUUCACGUCGACACCUACGGUACCGCUACUAAAUCUGAUGAAGAAAUCAUUGAAAUCAUCAAGAACAACUUCGAUUUAAGACCAGGUGCUUUAGUCAAGGACUUAGAUUUAGCUCAGCCAAUUUACUUACCAACCGCUUCUUACGGUCAUUUCACUAACCAAGAAUACGCUUGGGAAAAACCAAGAGCUUUGAAAUUUUAA
Kazachstania africana CBS 2517 is the source of this 1149-nucleotide messenger RNA. It is a transcript of the gene SAM1, whose product is annotated as methionine adenosyltransferase SAM1. Gene Ontology annotation, cellular component: cytosol. Gene Ontology annotation, molecular function: methionine adenosyltransferase activity; ATP binding. The transcript has a single exon. Bases 1 to 1149 code for a protein of 382 amino acids. Gene Ontology annotation, biological process: S-adenosylmethionine biosynthetic process. NCBI's taxonomy places the organism in Eukaryota, Fungi, Ascomycota, Saccharomycetes, Saccharomycetales, Saccharomycetaceae. The record is from RefSeq and is a predicted model, not a curated record.